Panicum hallii is the source of this 2230-nucleotide messenger RNA. RefSeq names its product synaptotagmin-1-like. Gene Ontology annotation, molecular function: lipid binding. The coding region runs from base 556 to 1935 and encodes 459 amino acids. The transcript has 12 exons. Gene Ontology annotation, cellular component: endoplasmic reticulum. The record is from RefSeq and is a predicted model, not a curated record. NCBI's taxonomy places the organism in Eukaryota, Viridiplantae, Streptophyta, Magnoliopsida, Poales, Poaceae.
CGCUGGUCUCGGCGCGCCUGCUGGGCGGCCGGCCGCCCUUGCUGCGCCGCCUUCCUCUUGCGCGAGCGGGGCGGCCGCGGCGGCGGGCUCAUGCGCGAGCGGGGCGGGCGGCGGGGACGCGCUGCUGGGCGCGGAGGAGAAAUUCGCGGCGGCGGGGGAGGUGGUGGCGACGCUGCGGGCGGUGGAGCGGGAGAUGGAGGCGGCGGGCGCUGGUGGUGCUGCUGGAGGGGAACCGGGAGACCGCGGUGGAGGCCGGCGCGGCGUCAGCGGCCGUGGAGGCGGUGGCAGCGUCCGGGCCGCUGGAGCUCAGGGAGUGCAGCGCGCGCGGGCGGCAGGCUCUGGGGCGGUCGCGGCGGGAACGACGGCCUUCACGGCUGCAGGCGCCGGCCUUCACGGUCUUAACGGAACUGGCUAACAAAGCUCACGGAUGUCAAAGUUCGCCCACUUGUGGAAUACGAUUCGAAAUCUUUGGAGGGCGUCCUUCCCGAAAUUCCUUUAUGGGUCAAGAAUCCUGACUAUGAUAGAAUUGAUUGGCUGAAUAGGUUUUUGGAGUUGAUGUGGCCCUUUCUUAACAAGGCUAUCUGCAGAACUGCAGAAGAUAUCGCAAAGCCAAUUAUUGCUGAGAAUACUGCAAAAUAUAAGAUAGACUCUGUUGAGUUUGAAACACUUAGUCUUGGUAGCUUACCGCCCACUUUUCAAGGGAUGAAAGUCUAUGUCACAGAAGAGCAUGAGCUGAUAAUGGAACCAUCUCUUAAAUGGGCUGCAAAUCCAAAUAUCACUGUUGUUGUAAAAGCUUAUGGUUUGAAAGCUACUAUCCAGAUUGUGGAUCUACAAGUCUUUGCCUUGCCUCGUAUUACUCUGAAGCCAUUGGUGCCUACAUUUCCUUGCUUUGCAAAAAUCCUUGUCUCUCUCAUGGAGAAGCCACAUGUUGACUUUGGGCUAAAACUUCUUGGAGCAGAUGUAAUGGCUAUUCCUGGUCUUUACAGAUUUGUUCAGGAGACCAUCAAGAAGCAAGUAGCAAGCAUAUAUUUGUGGCCGAAGACAUUGGAAGUACCUAUUAUGGACCCCUCAAAAGCAUCAAGAAAGCCUGUUGGAAUUCUACUUGUGAACGUUGUAAGAGCCCAAAAUCUGCGAAAGAAGGAUCUGCUAGGUAAAUCAGACCCAUAUGUGAAACUCAAGAUGUCAGAUGACAAGCUUCCAUCCAAAAAAACAACUGUAAAACGCAGCAACCUUACUCCGGAGUGGAACGAAGAUUUCAAAUUUGUUGUGACAGAUCCAGAAACUCAGGCUCUUGAAGUUAAUGUCUUUGACUGGGAACAGGUUGGAAAACAUGAAAAGAUGGGCAUGAACAGGGUCCUAUUGAAAGACCUCCCAGCAGAUGAGAUUAGAGUUACUACCCUCGACUUGCUUAAGACCUUGGAUCAAAAUGAUGUACAAAAUGAGAAGUCUCGUGGUCAGCUUACUCUAGAGCUUACAUACAAGCCUUUCAAAGAAGAAGAUAUGGAGAAAGAAGGCAUAGAGGGUACCGAUGCGAUAGAGAAAGCUCCAGAUGGUACUCCAGCUGGUGGUGGGUUGCUUUAUGUUAUUGUUCAUGAAGCUCAAGAUCUUGAGGGGAAGCACCAUACAAACCCGUAUGCAAAAAUAAUUUUCAAAGGCGAGGAGAAGAAAACAAAGGUCAUCAAGAAGAAUAAGGAUCCACGGUGGGAGGAUGAAUUCGAGUUUUUGUGUGAGGAGCCUCCUGUAAAUGAUAAAAUACAUGUUGAAGUCCUAAGUAAAGCCCCGAAGAAAGGGCUGAUAUAUGGCAAGGAAACUUUGGGCUUCAUUGAUAUCAGCGUUGCAGACGUGAUCAGCAAUAAGCGGAUUAAUGAAAAGUACCAUCUCAUAGACUCAAAAAAUGGUCAAAUCCAAAUUGAGCUGCAGUGGAGAACUUCCUAAAGACAGGGAAGAGACAGAGUGCCUGAAUGUAGUACAGGAAUGAGACAUAUGGAUGUUCCUAUACUCACUUAGCGGAUAUAUGUAACUGAGCUCAUGUAGAUAUUUACUUCGUUUCUAGACAUCUGUCGUUGAUUUUUCCCCCUUAAUUGCUCAAUUUUACAAGUUCCAUUUAGCAUGUUAUUGACCCUGAAAAUGGAACCUGGAACUUAUUGUGACUAAGCAUGCAAAUACACCCGGCUUUCUGGCCUAUUGAGAACGUAAACAUCUGGCAAGCAUGUUGAAUUUUUCUUUGAAA